Stegastes partitus (bicolor damselfish) is the source of this 3416-nucleotide messenger RNA. RefSeq names its product lysine demethylase 1B (gene kdm1b). The record is from RefSeq and is a predicted model, not a curated record. NCBI's taxonomy places the organism in Eukaryota, Metazoa, Chordata, Actinopteri, Pomacentridae. Gene Ontology annotation, molecular function: oxidoreductase activity; protein binding; zinc ion binding. Bases 161 to 2359 code for a protein of 732 amino acids. The transcript has 19 exons.
UUUUCCUCUUUAAAUCAGGAAGCUGUGUUGUGGUGACAGCAGCGCGAUGAUUUCUCCUCCACAAAAACACCAGGAGGACGAAUUGCAACGUUAGAACAAACCAAAACCGCCUGGGAAGCUCGCACAAACCUCCCGGGUCGGAGAAGCACCGCAGGCGGCCAUGCUGUCGGACGCAGAUUACCCCGGGAAUCCCUCUGGAGCCCGGAGAGCCAAGAAGAGGAGCUCCGGGGAGUCACCGGGGGACGGACAGACCCUCCGCUCCUCUGGACGGCAGAUAAACGUCCGGGUGAAGCGCACCAACAACCCUCCACCUGGACAGAGCAAAAGAAAAGCCACAGACACCGAGGAGGAAGAUGACCAGUCGGAGAAGAAGUACAGAAAAUGUGAGAAGGCUGGAUGCUCGGCCAUGUACCCCGUUUGUUUUGCAAGUGCAUCUGAAAGGUGCGCUAAAAAUGGAUACACGUCGCGCUGGUAUCACCUGUCCUGUGGAGAGCAUUUCUGCAACGAGUGCUUCGAUCACUACUACAGAAGUCACAAAGAUGGCUACGAGACCUUUGCUUCCUGGAAGAAGGUUUGGACGAGUAACGGCAAGAGUGAGCCCAGCCUUAAAGCUUUCAUGGCAGAUCAGCAGCUUCCGUUCUGGGUUCAGUGCACCAAACCGGACUGCAGGAAGUGGCGUCAGCUGACCAAAGAGAUCCAGCUCACCGCUUCGCUCGCAGCUUCGUACCGCUGCGGGAUGAAGUUCAACAACAUCAAGAGCGAGGGACCUGACCAGUGCUCUCAGCCAGAGGACCUGAGAGUAGCCGAGGUCACCGACAGCUGGUGGCACUCGAUGCUGAUUUUACCGCCGCUGUUCAAAGAAAGCCCGGCCAGCCCUUUCCUCGCCGCCUACUACCCCGACUGUGUGGGGAUGAGUCCGUCUGGUUCCUCCAUGUCUCAGACCGAGCUGAGGGCGGAUCACUGCAGAACUGUCCAGCCGCAAAUUCCAGGCCUGUGUCCGUACUUCCAGCCCUUCUACCAGCCUAAUGAGUGCGGCAAGGCGCUGUGCGUGCGGCCAGAUAUGAUGGAGCUGGAUGAGCUUUACGAGUUUCCUGAGUUUUCUCGAGAUCCCACCAUGUAUCUGGCUCUGCGUAACCUUAUCCUGGCCUCCUGGCACAAAAACUGUAAGGAGGUGCUGACUGCCCAGAAAUGCGCUCUGCACAUCAUUGUUCGGGGGUUGGUUCGAGUUCGCUGCGUGCAGGAGAUGGACCGAGUGCUACACUUCAUGACCAGGAAGGGCCUCAUCAACACGGGCGUGCUGGCAGUGAAACGGCCUCUGCUGCCUGAACGGUAUCGCUCUAAGAACGUUAUCGUCAUCGGUGCCGGGGCGUCGGGACUCGCUGCAGCACGACAGCUGCAGAACUUUGGCACUCAGGUGGCGGUGCUUGAGGCGAGGGACAGGAUCGGCGGUCGGGUUUGGGAUGACACUUCUCUGGGCGUCACUGUGGGUCGGGGAGCUCAAAUCGUCAACGGCUGUGUGAAUAAUCCCAUCGCCCUGAUGUGUGAACAGGUAUCGGCGAGAUCCUGGGACCACAAUGAGUUUUUCGCCCAGUUCUCAGGAGACCACACUUUACUCAACAAGGGCUACUCUGUUUUACUCCACAAACUGGCUGAAGGCCUCGACGUCCGAACAAAGUGUCCGGUUCAGGCCAUUGACUACUCAGGUGACGUUGUCAAAGUUACUUCUUCUAACGGGUCCCAGUGGACGGCACAGAAGGUCCUCGUUACAGUCCCGCUGACUUUACUUCAGAAGAACUUGAUUCAGUUCAACCCUCCACUUCCAGAAAGGAAACUGAAAGCAAUCCACAGUCUGGGAGUCGGUAUCAUAGAAAAGAUCGCUCUUCAGUUCCCGUACAGAUUCUGGGACAACAAAAUCCAAGGAGCAGAUUACUUUGGUCACAUCCCACCAGGUCCUGAGAAGAGAGGCAUGUUCAGUGUCUUCUACGACCUCGAUCCACAGGGGAAGCAGGCUGUGCUGAUGUCCGUGAUCACCGGUGAUGCUGUUCCUGCCGUUAGAGACCUGGAGGACAAGGAGGUGGUGGACGAGUGCAUGAAGGUCCUGCGGGAGCUUUUCAAAGAGCAGGAGGUCCCAGAGCCGGUGCAGUUCUUUGUCACUCAUUGGAGCAAAGACAUGUGGUCCCAGAUGUCCUACAGCUUCGUGAAGACGGGGGGCAGCGGCGAGGCCUACGACAUCCUGGCUGAGGACGUGCAGGGAAAGGUGUUCUUCGCCGGAGAGGCGACCAACAGACACUUCCCUCAGACUGUGACAGGAGCCUACCUCAGCGGGGUCCGAGAGGCCAGUAAAAUGGCCGCUAUGUGACCUUUUACUCACCGUCAGAGCUUCUCAAACGCACCAGCACGGACUCACCCGUUCGCACCGAGCAACACGCCGUUCAUCCACUCAGACUGUGGCGACCCGAAGGCCGGAAAUGAUUUUCUUUUGCUUUACUGCGACGCGUCCGAUCAGCAGGACGCCGCUUUUCCAGAGCCGGGUUCUACGUCAUUUUAACGCACGAGGGGUUUAAGUACUUUUUAUUUAUAUCAAAAUCCGUCAGGUUGUUUGUUGGCGACGAGAUGCAAAAAUACUGAGAAGUGACCAUGUGACGCUCUGUGCUGGAAAACAGGAUGACGUUUUGAGUUUCAUGAUAUUUGUACUUCUGUGAUGACACUUCAUUUUUCAGUAAUUAGGCUGCAUGAAACAUUGGUGAGAUCUCCAUCUAAUCACAAAUUUAACUCCAAGAAUCACGAUUUGAGAUAUUAUUUGACGGUUAUAUUUAAAAUAUCUUCUUUGAGAGUUACCUACCAAUGUUUUAUACGACUGUUAUGGAUCUGAAUUGUCCUUUUUUGUGAUUAAUGUGUCGUUACAUGAAUGGAGGAACGGUUAGAUUCGUAGUACUUCUAGCACUUUUGAUUUAAAACAGUAAGAAAAAGAAAUGAAUAACGACGUGUAUGACAAGUUAAUUUGCAUGUAGGGCUGAGAUUGAUCAGAGAAACAGUUUGUCCCCUUAUUUUCUCAGGGAUGUGAUCAGGACAAAACCAACCAGCUGAUAAUAAUAAAAGAAAAUAAUGAAAAUGGACAAUUUCUGAAAAAAAAACCACAACCGACUGAAGGAGGAAAAAAAAAAUGUGUUUGUCUUGUGUUAAUUCCUGAACAGUUAAGCUCCUGAGGUUUGGGGUCGGGGAACAGCACAACAACGUCCUCACUUUGUUCGAUUAAUGUUGACUAAUGAUGCUUCAUGUGUAGAUUCAUAUCUGUGUCUGGAUCAGUACAUCCAUACGAUCAUGUCCUGUUUGUCUGACUUCACAGUGCUCAAUAUUUAUCUUGUAUGUGUGUAAUAAACUGAGCUACCAACUGCCGUAAUGAUCGGUUUCCCUCA